AUGGUCCGCUCCGUCGGUGGUUCUACUUCUAGCGUUGAUGCCUCCGGUACGACGCCACCACCCACGCCGGGCAAGAACCGAUUGCCGUCAUCCGGCUCGUCUUCCACAGAAGGCAAGGGCAAGAAGCCUAACACACUCAACGAUCUCAUCGAGACGGAGAGAUCGUAUGUCGAGCUGCUUGCUGGCAUCAUCCGUAAAGUGGCGGGCGCAUGGUCUCGCUCUAAUCUACCUCCCCCGGAGCUGGAUACUAUGUUCCGGGGGAUCGAAAGCAUAUACAAGGCCAAUAGAUCCAUGCUGUCGAAACUAAAAGACGUCGGCGCAAACUCAGGUUCCUCGUCGGCCAGGGACCUCGGCGAUUUAGUCAUGAGAUGGGUCGAUCACAUUGAGACGGCGUACGCCUCAUACUGUAGCAAGUUCUGCACCGGUUUCGAUACCUGGGAACUUGUCCAAUCGAACUCGCGUUUACCCACAGUCCUCGCGAUGUUCUCGGCCACUAACCCGCCACCUCUUCCUGCAACGGCGCCUGAACACCCGGCGGAGCCACCGCUCUGGACUCUUGACAGACUGUUCCUACUGCCAAGAGACCGCCUUGAAUAUUACCGUAAGCUAUACACCAAAUUGAUGAAGAGCACCGUGCCUGGCCGGGAGGACCACCGCCUGCUGUCAAACGCGCUCGACAAAAUUGAUACACUUCUCACAACUCUCGAUCAACGCGGCGGCCUCGAGGUUGGCGCCCCGCGGGCGGCCCCACAGGCCGUCGCGCCAGUGGCGACGGCAGAGCCGGAAGACGAGAUCGUUAUAGAUAUGCGUUCACGAAACAACGCCUUCCCCCCACCUGAUGGAGCGGGCGGUGUCCCUCCCAACGUCAAUGCACGAAGCGACGUCUCUAGUGGCGCAGACCGGCAAAUGCGAAAUCCAGCAGAACAUGCAUCUAUCUCUCCGCCGUCUAUGCCGAUCUCCGAUUUGGAGCGACGCCUCGUCACUGAGCGCACUCUGGAUAUUUUCACGAUGAGACCUCGGCAAGUUCGCCUUCAAAUCUCACCUCUGAACUUACCGUCUCCGCGUGAAUUACGGUUUUCCGGCGACGUCGUCAUCCGCUUCACGCCGCAGUCGACGGGUGUGGAGGUUAUCACGCAGCUCGGACAUCUCUUCAUUCUAACUGAUCUGUUACUCAUCUGUGAGAGGAUGGUACCCCAAGAGCGCAGCCGUCGGGGACCUGAUGGACCAGAUAUGUGGCUGUCUUACCCACCGCUGGCAGGCAAGCAUCUUCGUAUAGCGCCUUCGAAAAAUUCCAGCACUGCUCUCGUGUUGACAAUUUUGCGGAAGGAGGUCCUGACCCUUCAGGUUGGGUCCCCCGCGUUACGAAAUCAAUUGUUGACGGCAUUCAGUGACUGUAUUGGUGUAGCUAACAAUGGAGCAGCGCCUUCAUCCUCGAAGAGUUCCCUACCGCCUGUUCCUACACUGCCAACAACGGGCGGCGGCGCCCCGCCACCAUCGAACCCGAAUAAUCAGGGCCGUUAUUCCGACCUCAAAGUAAUGUCGCCCGAGCGGCAUGCAGAAUCCAUGAGUCCGCCUUCGAGAGUAAUAUCCCCUGACAGCGUCUCACCACAUCGGCCCGAUACGAUGCAUUCGAACCCAUCAUCUCGCUCCAGUGCGGCGUCAGAUGCACCAUUGGCAGAUAGCAUGACGAAACUGGCCAUUGCGUCCGAGAUGCAGGCAAGGUCUCCGCCGCCGCAACAAGGUCAUUCUGCGUAUCCGUCGCGGUCUUCCUCGAGAUCGACCAGACCUGCGGCCGAGCCAGGACAGCUGAUGCGGCAGCCAUCGUUCGGGCCUGGGCAAAUUGUCCCUCCUCAGGCAACUCACCCAGGCCAGCCGAUGACGCCGCCGACGUUUGGUCCUGGUCAGGUCAUGCCUCCACAAGGGUACGGCCCCGGUCAGGUUAUGCCCCCGCAAGGUUAUGGACCCGGUCAGGUCAUGCCCCCUCACCCUCCACACCCUCAGCAGGCCCCCCCUGAACCAGCGUUCGGCCCUGGUCAAGUUAUGCCACCCCGGCAACCAGGCAGCCAACGGGCAGUACCGAAUUUGUCAGUGGACCCUGGAAUGGUUGCUCCGCGCAGGCUUGACAGCGGCUUGCGAUCUGCUCCUCCAGACAGCGGAUUCACGGAUCCUGCAGAAGGUCCAUAUAGACCAGGUAUGGGGCCCGCCCCAUUAGCUGGCCCUGGGAUGGGACGCCAUGGGCCAUCAGGCCCGCAUAUGGCGCACGGUUACCCUGCCUCAAAUCCACCUAGUCGAGCCCCGUCCAAUGUUUCCUCUGGCGAAGGAUCAGGUCCUCGGAGGUCGACCUCGUCCCGAUCCCUACGGCCACAGCAUGAAAUGAUGUCUACUGCGUCGGCACCGCCUAUGCCUGGCUACCCUGGAGACCUGGCUCCGCCUCGGCGUAACUUCAUCCCCCGCACGGCGUCAUCAAGUUCUCUGCGCUCGCUCCCCAAUCAGCUACCUCCGUCAAGACCCCUCCUGCCGUCCGAGCAGAUGAGCAUGCAGUCAAUGUCGACAGCUACCUCGUUUCAGGAGCCAAGUCCCCCGGUGUCUCCGGUUGAGGAGCGGCCUCCGAUAGGGCCCACCACGACAGCCGUGACCGCACAACUGAAAUGCAAGGUCUUCCUCCAACAACAGCAUGCGCAAUGGAAGUCGCUCGGUGCAGCGAAGCUCAAGCUCUAUGUAGAGUCCCCGACGAACGUCAAGCAGCUCGUGGUAGAAGCUGACAAUAAAGACAAGUCCAUUUUGAUUUCGACAAUCGUUCUGGUCGAUGGUGUCGAGCGAGUGGGCAAGACCGGUGUGGCAGUGGAAUUGAGCGCCAAAGGACGACGUUCGGGCGUCAUCUACAUGCUCCAGCUCCGGAACGAAAAAUCAGCGCAAGGACUAUUCGAUAGCCUCAUUCAAGGCUCUGACAGAUCCGCUUAUGGACGAGGAUAA
Messenger RNA from Postia placenta MAD-698-R-SB12, 2973 nucleotides. RefSeq lists its product as hypothetical. The coding region runs from base 1 to 2973 and encodes 990 amino acids. Gene Ontology annotation, molecular function: guanyl-nucleotide exchange factor activity. The transcript is spliced from 9 exons. The record is from RefSeq and is a predicted model, not a curated record. Lineage: Eukaryota; Fungi; Basidiomycota; Agaricomycetes; Polyporales; Adustoporiaceae.